Ictalurus furcatus (blue catfish) is the source of this 4852-nucleotide messenger RNA. Its product is annotated as protein NLRC3. Lineage: Eukaryota; Metazoa; Chordata; Actinopteri; Siluriformes; Ictaluridae. The record is from RefSeq and is a predicted model, not a curated record. The coding region runs from base 149 to 3562 and encodes 1137 amino acids. Gene Ontology annotation, molecular function: protein binding. The transcript has 14 exons.
UUGAAACUCCGCCUUUUCUCCACCGGAAAUGACUCAAAAGUGAAAGUGAAAGCAGGUAAUUUUUGUGUCGAGAAAAACACGAAGCUCUUGGAACAGAAUUGCAGAUGAAGCUUUGUUCAUGCUAAAAGACAUUUGACUUUCUGAAAUAAUGUCAGUGGAGUGUGAGGAAAACCGAGCCUCUAAAAUGAAUCAUGAAGAGGAGCAGGGCAAGUUUAAAAGUGAAACUGGGAAAAGGCCCGAUUCUCCUGUAUCGAGCUGUUUGUCCUUUAAGAGUGACCAGUCAAAGCCACUCUAUAUCCACUUUAAUGAAAAUACAGCAUCUCAAGAAAGUGGAACUGGGAAAAGGUCAAAUUCUCCUGUUUCCAGCUGUGUGUCCUUUAAGAGUGACCAGUCAAAGCCACUCUCUAUCUACUUUAAUGAUAAAACAGCCUCUCAAGAAAGUGGAACUGGGAAAAGGUCAAAUUCUCCUGUUUCCAGCUGUGUGUCCUUUAAGAGUGACCAGUCAAAGCCACUCUCUAUCUACUUUAAAGAUAAAACAGCCUCUCAAGAAAGUGGAACUGGGAAAAGGCCAAAUUCUCCUGUAUCCAGCUGUGUGUCCUUUAAGAGUGACCAGUCAAAGCCACUCUCUAUCCACUUUCACUUUAAAGCAGGAACAGCCUCUCAGGAAAGUGCUGUAAUAAUGCUGAAUCAGAUUACCUGGAGAGGAGAUGCAGGAAUACUCAACAACAAAUCUGAAUUCAAAAGAACCCCAAAGCAGAAGUCAAAAAUCAGCUGCAGAAAUUCAGUGGAGUCCAUAUUCAAGGAGCUGAAGCACAAAGUCAUCACUCUGUUGAAGAAGGAGCUGAAGAGGUUGAAGAAGCUACUGAGUGCUGAUUUCCCAGCAUGCUCUGAGGAGGAGGAGGAGGAGGAUCUGCACUGUUUCAGAGAGGGUGUGCUGAAGAUCACACUGCACAUCCUGAAGAACAUGAAGCAGAAAGAUCUCGCUCACACACUGCAGAUCAAGCUGGCCUCUGUGUAUCAGCGAAAGCUCAAAUCCAGACUUCUAGAUAAAUGUAAAAGAAUUAAUGAAGGAAUCUCACAGCAUGGGACAUCAACACUUCUGAAUCAGAUCUACACAGAGCUCUACGUCACAGAGGGUGGGAGUGGAGACGUCAAUAAAGAACAUGAGGUGAGACAGAUUGAGACAGCGUCCAGGAGACCAGCAGCAGAGGAGACACCCAUCAAAUGUAAUGAGCUCUUUAAAGACAAGUCCAUCAGAAGUGUGCUGACUAAAGGAGUAGCUGGAAUUGGAAAAACAGUCUCUGUGCAGAAGUUCAUUCUGGACUGGGCUGAAGGGAAAGCGAAUCAGGACGUCACCUUCAUGUUUCCACUUCCCUUUAGAGAGCUGAAUUUGGUGAAGCAGGGGACCUUCAGUCUGAUGAGCCUUCUUCAUCAGUUUUUCCCUGACAUUAAGGACUUGGAAGUAAUAGACAGUGAUGCCUACAAAGUCCUGUUCAUCUUUGAUGGUCUGGAUGAGUGUCGACUUCCUCUAAAUUUCCAGAAGAAUGAGAUGUUGUGUGAUGUGACAGAGUCAGUCUCAGUGGAUGUGCUGCUGACAAACCUCAUCAAGGGGAAUCUGCUUCCCUCUGCUCACCUCUGGAUAACCACUCGACCAGCAGCAGCCAAUCAGAUCCCUCCUGAGUGUGUAGCCCAGGUAACAGAGGUACGAGGGUUCAGUGAUCCUCAGAAAGAGGAGUACUUCAGUAAGAGGAUCAGUGAUCGGAGCCUGUCCAAUAAAAUCAUCACACACAUGAAGUCUUCCAGAAGCCUCUACAUCAUGUGCCACAUCCCAGUCUUCUGCUGGAUCUCAGCCACUGUUCUAGAGAGAAUGUUGGGUGAAGCAGAGAUUGGAGAGAUCCCCAAGACUCUGACUCAAAUGUUCACACACUUCCUGAUCUUUCAGAUCAAACACAAGGACCAAAAGUACCAUCAGAAAUGUGACCUUGAUCUUCCCCAGACCAGAGAGAGUAUCCUGACACUGGGAAAACUGGCUUUCCAACAGCUGGAGAAAGGAAACCUGAUGUUCUAUGAGGAAGACCUGAGAGAGUGUGGCAUUGAUGUCAGAGAAGUGGCAGUGUACUCAGGAGUGUGUACCCAAAUCUUCAGGACAGAGUCUGGACUCCACCUGGGGAAGAUGUUCAGCUUUGUGCAUCUGAGUGUUCAGGAGUUUUUGGCUGCAUUAUAUGCAUUUCUCUGCUUCCUUGACAAAAACCCAACAAAAGAACAAACCACUGAUCUUUCUGGUCUUCUCAACAUAUCAGAAAUGUCUGACUUCCUCAAGAGUGCAGUGGAUCAGGCCUUACAGAGUGACAACGGACACUUGGAUCUUUUCCUCCGCUUCCUUCUGGGCCUCUCAGUGGAGUCUAAUCAGGAGCUCAUUCGAGGUCUGCUGACACACAAAGGAAACAGCUCUGACUGUCAGAAGGACAUAGUUGAGUACAUCAAGUUCAAGUUUGAACACAGUCCAUCUCCAGAGAGAUCCGUCAAUCUGUUCUACUGUCUGAACGAGUUACAUGAUGAUUCACUAGUGAAAGAGAUCCAAAGCUACAUGAGCUCAGGACGUCUCUCUGAAGCUGAACUCUCACCUGCUCAGUGGUCUGCUCUGGUCUUUGUGUUGCUGACAUCAGAGGAGGAUCUGGAAGUGUUUGAGCUACAGAAGUUCAUAAAGUCAGAUGAAUGCUUUAAGAGACUGCUACCAGUCGUCCGGGAAGCCACAAGAGUUCUGCUCAGCGAGUGUAACCUGACGGAGAGAAGCUGCUCGGCUUUACACACAGUUCUCAGCUCAGAAUCCUCCAAGCUGACUGAGGUGGAUCUGAGCAGUAAUCCUCUGGAGGACUCAGGAGUGAAGCUGCUUUGUGCUGGACUGAAGAGUCCAAACUGUAAGCUGGAGAAACUGAGACUUUCAGACUGCAGUAUAACAGAGGAAGGAUACGCUGCUCUGGCUGAAGCUCUGAAAUCAUCACACCUGAUAGAGCUGGAUCUCAGAGGGAACGACCCUGGAGCAUCAGGAGUGAAGCUGCUCACUGAUGUACUACAGGAUCCACACUGUACACUGGAGACACUGAGGUUGUUGAAAAGUGCUGAUGCAGAGGAAGCCUACAAGUGUCUUACUGACAUUUUCAGAAGAAACCCCUUACUGCACACGGAGCUGGAUCUGAGCAACAACACACCUGAAGACGUCAAAGUGAAGCAUCUCUCGGCUCUGCUGCAGGAGCCACAUUACAGACUGCAGAAACUCAGGGUCACGGGGAACCUGGAGUCUAUCCCAGGGAGCAUGGGGCACAAGGCGGGGUACACCCUGGACAGGGUGCCAGUACAGCACAGGGCACAAUCACAUACACACUCACACACCCAUUCAUACACUACGGACACUUUAGACACGCCAAUCAGCCUACCAUGCAUGUGUUUGGACUGGGGGAGGAAACCGGAGUACCCGGAGGAAACCCCCGCAGCACGGGGAAAACAUGCAAACUCCGCACACACAGGGCCCCAGCGGGAAUCCCCCGCCGGGCGAACGUGCUAACCACUAAGCCACCGUGCGCCCCUGCUGUGUUUAUAUAUUUAUAUGUGUUUAUAUAUUAAUUUUAAUUCUGUCUCAUGUCACAAAUACAUUUAUUUACAUUUACAUUUAUUCAUUUAGCAGACGCUUUUACAGAGACGUACAAAUGAGGAAAUACAAGCAAAGCGAUAUAUCAAGCAGAGAACAAUACAAGUAGUGCUACUGUACAAGAUUUUUAAUUAAAUACACCUGUUACCAGGUCAAGAAAAGCCUGUGGCAAGAAAAUAGCGGAAGUAUACACGGUUAUAGAGCCACAAAAAUGAGUACAGACUAAUGUUCCACACGGACUGGCCUUGAAAUAAAUGACCGUGUCCAUAAUUCAGGUGGAACUCGUACAGACUGCAGUAAGGUACUAAUAAUAUAAAACAUGCCUUAUUUUAUAUACACUCACUGACCACUUUAUUAGGAACACCUAUAUACUUGAUCAUUCAUGUAAUUUUCCAACCAGCCAAUCAUGUGGCAGCAGCACAAUGCAUGAAAUCAUACUGAUACAGAUCAUGAGCUUCAGUUAAUGUUCACAUCAAAGAUCAGAACGGAGGAACAUGUGAUCUCUGUGACUUUGACUGUUGCAUUGGUUUGAGUAUUUCUGAAAGUGCUGGGAGAUCACACACACACACACACACACACACACACACACACACACACACACACACACACAACAGUCUCUAGGGUUUAUACAGAAUGGUGCAGAAAACAAAAAACAUCCAGUGAGCGUCAGGUAUGUGGGUGGAAACGCCGUGUUGAUGAGAGAGGUCAGAGGAGAAGGACCAGACUGGUUCAAACUGACAGGAAGGUAACCAGUAUAACCAAAUAACAAAUAGCCACUCUCUACAAACAUGCUGAGCAGAAAAGCAUCUCAGAACACACAACACAUCCAACCUUGAGGAUGGGCUACAACAGCAGAAGACCACAUCUGAGGCUACAGUGGACACAGACUCACCCAAACUGGACAGAUGAGGAUUGGGAAACCAUCACCUGGUGUUUUUUUCCAAUCUUCUGCCCAGUUUUGGUGAGGCUGUGAGUGUGUGUACUCAUUCCUUCAUUCAAGUGCUUUAUCCUGGUCAGGGUGAGCACCUAGGGGGCAAUUGAGAAGCGGUGAAACACUACACAGACAGUAACCAGAGAUCAGGAUCUCUCUCUCCCUCUCUCUCUCACUCUCUCUCUCACUCUCUCACUCUCUCACUCUCUCUCUCUCUCCUUCUCUCUCUCCUUCUCUCUCUCUCUCUCCCUCUCUCUCUCACUCUCUCUCUCACU